Molecule: messenger RNA, 4596 nt
Organism: Closterium sp. NIES-65
Lineage: Eukaryota; Viridiplantae; Streptophyta; Zygnematophyceae; Desmidiales; Closteriaceae
Source: the annotation of a GenBank genome assembly
AUGCUCGGUCAAUCGAACGACCCUACAGUAGGCGCGUCGCCGUACCGAUCAGCUGCUUCGUUUUACGGGGCCACCGGAAAUCCUUCCGCCAGUGCUGGUCCUUUAAUAGGUGCUGCGGGUGGCGCCGGCGCAGGUUCCGCUUCUGUAUCCGCGUCUCCCAGUGUGGCGGAACGAAGAGCGGAGAUCGUCGCGCAUCAUCUCCGCGUGGCCGCGUCUCUGGCUUCCGCCGUUUCCGCCAUCGACGGCUCCGCAGGCUCCGCCGGUUCCGAUGAUCCUCCCCCGCUGGACCUAGAGAGCGCAACUGUUCGCGCGGAAGGGCAAUUUCCGCCAGGCGAGAUCGGGGGAGACUUGAGAGUGACAGUAACGAACGAGACAGGAAUGAAUGGCGCAUUCAAGAGCGAGACGGAAGCUGAAGCGGCGGAACGGACUGAUUGGGAUCGGUCGACGGAAGGGGAUGGUAGACCUGACGAGGUGGGGGGCAGUGAUCCGAAACGGACCGAGAAUAAGCGGAUCGAUAGCCGUCGCGGAAAUAGCGGCGGCGGCGGCGGUGUUGGUGGCGGAAGUGGUAGUGGUAGCGGUGGACAGAGGAGAUCAGGCGGAAGCGGAGACGCGGAUGCGGGGGAGACUUCGAGGCAAAACGAAGGCGGACGCCCCCCGCGCAGCCCUGAGGACGGGAGCGGCAGUCGCGGAAGGAAGAAGGGCAGCGCCAAGCGGUAUCCAGUGCGCCGGCAACUGUUUUCCGCGGGAGGGCGACGCGCGGGCGCCGCAACGGGGGGAAACGGGGGCGGGGAUGGAGCCGGCGGAGCAGGCGAACGGGGCGGAAGAGGCGCGCGGGGAUCUUCCGCGGGGCAGGGUGAGGAGUGGCGGGCUCCGCAGCCGUGGGGGCGCGCGGGGAGAGCAGUGCGGUCGGUGCUCCGCACAUGGGGUUGGGACACGUUGUUCUGGCGGCACGAGGAGCAGGGGCAGCUGCUGGGAGGAGGGCGGGCGAGCGGAGAAUCAGGGCGGGCGGAAGAUGGCGCGCAGGAGGAGGAAGGCGGGGGAGGGGAGGGGGGAGGAGAGGGGUCGGGGGCGGGGGCGGGGGAGAGGGGGAGGCAGUAUCCGCAGGGCGCGCAGGGGGAUCCGCUGGAGAGUUUGGACUAUGAUGUGAUAGACAACUCGGUGUAUCGCGAGGAACAGUCGUCCCACACUCGCACUUACACGCCCUCCACGUCCCUGUUCCCUCUUCGCCCGUCGCCCCUCCUCCCUGCUGUUUUCGUCUCCGUUGUCUUCUGUGCACGUUCCUUCUCUCCCCCUGCUCGCAUGACUUUUGAGGCGCCUCUUUUGAGGUGCCUCAAAAGUCGCCCCUCCUUCUCCCUGCUGUUUUCGUCUCCGUUGUCUUCUGUGCACGUUCCUUCUCUCCUCCUGCCUGCCCGCAUGUUGGCAACGUCUCUCUCAGUGCUUGCCACUCCUCCCUUCUCUUCCUCCCUUCCCUGCUACACCUCUUCCUCCCCAAACCCCCUGCCCCGACCUCCUCACCCUGCAAGGAGGGGCAAGUUGCACCAGAUGGGGUACCUCAUAGUCAAGUGGGUCUUUGCUCUCUGCCUCGGCAUAGCGUUCCUUCCCUCUCAUCGUCUGUCAUGCUCCCCGAUGCUCUCCCCUGCCGCUCUCUGCCGCGUACACCUGCAUGAACCUCUCGCAUCCCAUGCCAUGCCGACCUCUCUGCCCUGCCCUCUCCACUCAACCCAUCCCCACAGCCACGGGUCUGGCAGCCUUCUCCAUCAACCAACGGGUCUGGCAGCCUUCUCCAUCAACGUGGCAGUGGAGAUUCUCGCGGGGUGGAAGUUCGGGGCGACGUGGUGGGUGAUGCAGCGCUCGCACGCGCUGGCCUUCGUGGUGUAUCUGGCGUUCAACGUGCUGCUCGUCUUCUCCUCCUCCUUCAUCGUUACCCGCUUCGCCCCCGCCGCUGCCGGCUCGGGGAUUCCAGAGAUCAAGGGGUACCUGAACGGUAGUGUUGGCUGGCUGCGGAUGUGGGUUGUGGGCUGUUUAGCUACCUACCCGCAUGGCUAUGUGUGGUGGGUGAUGCAGCGCUCGCACGCGCUGGCCUUCAUGGUGUAUCUGGCGUUCAACGUGCUGCUCGUCUUCUCCUCCUCCUUCAUCGUUACCCGCUUCGCCCCCGCCGCUGCCGGCUCGGGGAUUCCAGAGAUCAAGGGGUACCUGAACGGUAGUGUUGGCUGGCUGCGGAUGUGGGUUGUGGGCUGUUUAGCUACCUACCCGCAUGGCUAUGUGUGGUGGGUGAUGCAGCGCUCGCACGCGCUGGCCUUCAUGGUGUAUCUGGCGUUCAACGUGCUGCUCGUCUUCUCCUCCUCCUUCAUCGUUACCCGCUUCGCCCCCGCCGCUGCCGGCUCGGGGAUUCCAGAGAUCAAGGGGUACCUGAACGGUAGUGUUGGCUGGCUGCGGAUGUGGGUUGUGGGCUGUUUAGCUACCUACCCGCAUGGCUAUGUGUGGUGGGUGAUGCAGCGCUCGCACGCGCUGGCCUUCAUGGUGUAUCUGGCGUUCAACGUGCUGCUCGUCUUCUCCUCCUCCUUCAUCGUUACCCGCUUCGCCCCCGCCGCUGCCGGCUCGGGGAUUCCAGAGAUCAAGGGGUACCUGAACGGUAGUGUUGGCUGGCUGCGGAUGUGGGUUGUGGGCUGUUUAGCUACCUACCCGCAUGGCUAUGUGUGGUGGGUGAUGCAGCGCUGGCACGCGCUGGCCUUCAUGGUGUAUCUGGCGUUCAACGUGCUGCUCGUCUUCUCCUCCUCCUUCAUCGUCACCCGCUUCGCCCCCGCCGCUGCCGGCUCGGGGAUUCCAGAGAUCAAGGGGUAUCUCAACGGCAUUGAUAUGCCGGGCAUCCUGUUGGUGCGCACGCUGGUUGGUAAGAUGCUGGGCAGUGUGGGGUCGGUGGCUGGUGGGCUGGCGCUGGGCAAGGAAGGCCCUCUCGUGCACACUGGCGCGUGCCUUGCUGCUCUCAUCGGCCAGGGCGGCUCAUCGCGCUACCGCAUCCCCUUCAAGUGGUUCCGGGCAUUCCGCAAUGACAGGGACAGGCGAGACAUGGUCACGUGUGGAGCGGCAGCGGGGGCAGCAGCGGCGUUCAGAGCACCAGUAGGGGGAGUGCUGUUUGCACUGGAGGAGGUCACGUCCUGGUGGCGCCCGCAGCUCAUGUGGAGGGUGUUCUUCACGUCAGCAGUGGUAGCGGUGGUGCUCAAGGCGUGCAUGCGCUGGUGUGCCAGCGGGGAGGGAGCGAGUGAGUUCUUCUCCUAUCAGCUGCUACCCAUGACCAUGCUCGGUCUCAUGGGUGGUCUUCUAGGGGCGCUAUUCAACCAGCUCACGCUCUACCUCUCCGCGUGGCGCCGCAACUACCUUCACAAGCGGGGCGAUCGAGUCAAGAUCAUAGAGGCAUGUCUGGUGGCAGCAGCCACGUCAGCACUGUCCUUCACCAUCCCCUUCCUGGCGCCGUGCCGGGCGUGCCCCGACCCCAUGCGCUACCCUGACAUUGUGUGCCCGCGCCCCAAGUACCACUGGGGGAACUUCGUGCAGUUCAACUGCCCUCGUGACGACCAGUACAAUGACCUCGCCACCAUUUUCUUCAACACACAGGACGACGCCAUCCGCAAUCUGUUCAGCAGCGGCACCAUUCAGGAGUACAGCGCCACCACCCUUAUCUCCUUCCUCCUCAUCUUCUUCUGCCUGGCGGUGCUGACGUAUGGCAUUGCAGUGCCGUCAGGGCAGUUCGUGCCGGGCAUAAUGAUUGGCGCCACGUAUGGCCGCCUGGUGGGCAUGCUCAUGGUGCACAUGUACGGCCAGGACAACACGGACGAGGGCACGUAUGCGCUGCUGGGCGCGGCAUCGUUCCUAGGGGGGUCGAUGCGCAUGACGGUGUCGCUGUGUGUGAUCAUGGUGGAGAUCACCAACAACCUCAACCUCCUCCCACUCAUCAUGCUCGUCCUCCUCGUCUCCAAGGCGGUGGGAGACGGGUUGAACGCGGGUUUCUACGACCUGCACGCGCAGCUGCGUGGCAUCCCCAUCCUGGAGGCCCAGUCGCAGCGCUUCAUGCGCAUGCUGUCCGCGCGGGACGCGGCGUCCACCAAGGUGGUGUACUUUGCGCGCGUGGAGAUGGUGGGGCGCAUCGCCGAGGUGCUACGGUCUACGUCGCACAAUGGAUACCCCGUGCUGCAGGACCUGCCUGAUGGGCACACGGCGCUUGCCGGGCUGAUUCUGCGCAGCCAGCUGUUGGUGCUUCUGCGCUCCAAGGCGGACUUUCAGCAGUCGCCCACCGAGAGAAUGCACCCCCUGCAGACCAGCUCCCUGCGCUCGCUGGGAAGCUACUCGUUCUCAGACUUUGCCAAGCCGGUGUCCACCAAGGGCAUCACCAUUGGGGACAUAGAGCUGUCGCGGGAGGACCUCACGCUCUGGAUCGACCUGGGGCCGUUCCUCAACCCCACGCCCUUCAUUGUUGACGAGAACAUGUCGCUCACUAAGGUGCACACGUUGUUUCGGCAGCUGGGACUGCGCCAUCUGUGUGUGGUGCCGCCUCCCUCCAGAGCUGUUGGCAUCAUCACGCGCAAGGACCUUCUGCCUGAG